AAUCAGAGCUUGAUGCUAAAGAAACAGAAAGCAGCCCAGCCUACCAUGAAACCUAAAUCUAGGAAUGAAGCUAUAGAGGAGAAAUGGUUUGCUCUUCUUCCGAUUAGCUCAAAUAUGGUUCAGGGGUUUAAUUCAUCCGAUUAGCUCAAAAAAACCCUAGAGAAAUCCAAAACAUCAUCAACAAUAAACCGACAUCUUCUGUUAAACCUCACAUACGAAGCUUCGAUGGUUCCCGAUUAGCUCUAUUUAAAACCUCGAUAUGUCCAUGUUAUCAUUAUUUGAUGAUGAUGGUUCCCGAUCGCCUGUGAAAUUGAAGCUUCAAGAGAAUCCAUUGGAUGGAUAAGAAGAGGCGAAGACAUGGAUCAAGGGGAAGCUUUGGGGUUUUAAUUUAUGUUCACUUCAUUGGAUGGAUAAGAAGAGGCGAUGUAGAUUUUAUGCGACUCAAGGUAUUGAAACUGCAGUUGUUACAACUAAGGGAAUGGGUGUUGCUCGGAGUUGGUGAUCAUGUGUUGUUGGUAGAAGAAAAUGGAGUUCAAACUGUUGGUGAUAGAUUAGGAACUCUGCAGAAGAUGGUUAUCUCAAAUAAUGGCAAGUUAAUGGCAUCAUUUACUCAUGAUGGUCAGCUUCUUGUGAUGCCCACUGACUUCUCAACCAUCAUCUUUGAGUACAGUUGUGAGGAUGAUAUGCUUCUGAUGGUGGGCCCUUAUGGAGAUCCAGUUUGCUAUCUUUAUGAUGAACCCAUUAUCCUUAUCCCAGAGUGUGAUGGAGAUAGGAUAUUGUCUAACUUAAACAUGGAGUUUCUUCAAUGGGUCCCAACUUCUACCAAAUCUAUCUUUAAGAUUCGGAGCACUGAACCAACAACUUUAUUGUAUGAUGCUUUGGAUCAUUUUGACAGGAGGAAUGCAAAGGUUGAUGAAAAUUUGAGGCUGAUAAAAACAUCGUUGCCUGAGGCUGUUGAAAUCUGUGUAGAUGCUGCAAGACAUGAGUUUGAUCAUUUUGACAGGAGGAAUGCAAAGGUUAUUUCUGAGUGUCCACAAGCAAAAAUGACAAUAGAGGAACAAAAAGUUUCAUUAGGGGAGACGCAUGCUGAGUUGGUGAAAAGGUUGGAUGAUGGUAUUUAUUCUCCAUUCUCCCUUUUCUUUUAUACAUUUUCUGCUGAAUGA
Lactuca saligna is the source of this 1163-nucleotide messenger RNA. The record is from the annotation of a GenBank genome assembly. Lineage: Eukaryota; Viridiplantae; Streptophyta; Magnoliopsida; Asterales; Asteraceae.